Messenger RNA from Linum tenue, 853 nucleotides. NCBI's taxonomy places the organism in Eukaryota, Viridiplantae, Streptophyta, Magnoliopsida, Malpighiales, Linaceae. The record is from the annotation of a GenBank genome assembly.
AUGGAGUUGAUCAAGGCGCUGCCGGAAGAUUGUCUCUCCUCGAUCCUCUGCUUCACUUCCCCACAUGACGCCUGCCGCUCGUCCAAGGUCUCCCCCGAGUUUCAAUCCGCCGCCGACUCCGACGUCGUCUGGGAGAAGUUCCUCCCUUCCGAUUACCACCGCAUUGUCGCCGACUCCGUUCCGGGCCUUGAAUUCUCCUCCAAGAAGGAGCUCUACCGCAAGCUCUGCGACUCUGUUCUCGUCGACGGCGGCCGAAAGAGGUUGAAGCUGGAGAAAUUGUCCGGGAAGAAAUGUUACGAAUUGUCGGCCAGAGAUCUUUCCAUAACUUGGAGCAGUGAAUCGAUGUACUGGACUUGGACUUCGCUUCCCGAAUCAAGAUUCUCGGAAGUUGCAGUGCUCCGAACAAUGUCGUGGCUCGAGAUCCAAGGCAAGAUCAACACCCAAAUGCUAACUCCCAACACCAAAUACGGAGCCUACCUCGUAAUGAAAAUUUCCGGCCGAGCUUUUGGUCUCGAUUUGAUGCCAUCCGAAGUAUCGGUUCAAGUGGGUAACAAAGAAGAAUGCCUAAACACGGCGUACUUACGGCGACGGAAAAACAGCCACGUGGAGUUUAUGGAAACGUUGAUGUAUGGACACCGGACAGAAGCGCUGAAGUCGAUGGUGGCCGGCGGUGGGGGAGAAGGGAGGUUGCCGGCGGAGAGGGAAGACGGUUGGUUGGAAAUUGAGAUUGGUGAGUUCUUUAGCGGCGAAAAGAGUGAGGAAGUGAAGAUGGGCUUGAAAGAAGUGAAGGGCCACCAUUUGAAAGCUGGGCUUAUUGUCCAUGGCAUCGAAAUCAGGCCCAAGCACUAAGAGA